This is a messenger RNA of Musa acuminata AAA Group (dessert banana), 2157 nucleotides long. RefSeq names its product LEAF RUST 10 DISEASE-RESISTANCE LOCUS RECEPTOR-LIKE PROTEIN KINASE-like 2.3. The transcript has a single exon. NCBI's taxonomy places the organism in Eukaryota, Viridiplantae, Streptophyta, Magnoliopsida, Zingiberales, Musaceae. Gene Ontology annotation, molecular function: ATP binding; protein kinase activity. The record is from RefSeq and is a predicted model, not a curated record. The coding region runs from base 1150 to 2157 and encodes 335 amino acids. Gene Ontology annotation, biological process: protein phosphorylation.
ACUCCCAUCGAAGAAGAGAACGAUGAUAGGAGAAGGAUAUAUCGAAGUCGACGCGCGCGUUUGACUGCUGUUAUGCGCUGUAGCCUCUCCGAUAAUCUAUCUGCUCCGUUUCUGUCGUAAAGGCGAGGAAUAAGGAAGGAUGCUUCUUGUUCCCAGCCUCGUUCUCUUUCUCUCCUUCUCCCUCUCUUCUCCCUCGGUUAUCGGCUACCGUGAUGAUGAGAGAUGGAUGGAGUCUGUCAUCCCAAAGCUCCACAUCGAUACUUGUGUACCUCAAUCAACUGAUGGACAUUGCGUUCCUCAAAUUGUCGUGACCGACUUCUUAGAUGUUGGUGCCAUGGUGAUCGUUCCGAGGCGCAUCCGGUCUAAUGGGAAGCCCCAAGACGAUGAAGGUACGACGCUCUGGGUCGGCACAAACAAGCAUCAGGAGGGAUGCAUGCCAGCUAUCACGAUCGUUGGCCGAGCUCCGGUGAUGCUUCACAAUUGUUCGUCUAAGGUCUUGGAUUACGAUCCGCUGCUGUGCAGCCCUCCGGAUCUGAACCCAAUCUCUGUCGAUUACUUCGUUCCGUCGAUGGACCUUCGUCAACUCAACUGCACCACCCUCAUCUACACUCCUUUUGGCUAUGACGCGAAUGGAAGGGGCAUUUGGAGCUCAGUGGAAGCCGAGCUUUACGUGUCACGGGCACCGAUUGAUUGGUAUGAUGAGUGUAAGGCUUCUGACGGGAUGUACGUGGAUAACGCAAUCAUAGGCAACUCCUGCUUGUACCAUUAUAGUUCACAUCUUAAGGACGAUUCAUCCCAAGGUAGGUCAUUUGUGGUUACAGGGCAUCAUCACAAAGCCAAGGCCAUGAAGGAAAUCUUGUUCGGUACUGAACUCAAUCACUCUCUGUUCUAUGUUUUCUUUCUUAUCCUCGAAAUUUUGAGCGCAUGCAAUUAUUUCAACAACACUCGGGUCAAGUUCUUGAUACCUCUAAUCUAAUCUGUAGCAAAUGUUGAACUGCGAUUGCUAAUCCCUCGAGUCCUCGACUCUAAUUUACAGGUGGAUUUGGAUUGGUAGGAUUUGUGUGUCUCUGGUACUUAUCCCUCUGCUUCUUUGGAAGACUGAAGACUUGGAUCUUGUGCUGGAGGACAAGGUCAAGUCAUGACAAGAAAAUGGAGGUCCUCUUGGGGAAGGUUGAGAAGUUGGUGCCCGCGAGAUACUCUUACUCUGAUGUGGAGAGAAUUACCUCUUGCUUCAGUCAUAAACUAGGACAAGGUGGUUUUGGCGUUGUGUACAAAGGGAAGCUCCCCGACGGCCGCCCCGUUGCCGUCAAAGUCAUGAAGGAUUGUAAAGGCAGUGUCAAAGACUUCUUCACUGAGGUCAUUGCCAUUGGCUGCACGUACCAUGUGAACAUCGUCUCCUUGCUCGGCUUCUGCUCAGAGGGCCCAAAACAAGUUCUCAUCUACCAGUUCAUGUCGAAUGGUUCGCUGGAGCAGUACAUCCACGACGCGAGACAAGCCACAUCGACUCUCGACGCGACAAAGCUGCUACGGAUUGCCAUCGGCGUCGCUCGAGGCCUGGAGUAUCUCCAUCACGGAUGUAACGUUGGAAUACUGCACUUUGACAUCAAGCCUCAAAACAUUCUACUCGACGAGGAGUUUUGCCCCAAGAUUGCUGAUUUCGGACUCGCCAAAUUGUGCCGCUCCGCGGAGGGCAUCAUCAAGAUGCUGGGCGCCCGAGGCACCGUCGGGUACAUCGCCCCGGAGGUGUUCUCCCGCUGCUAUGGAGGAGUGUCGCCCAAGUCGGAUGUCUAUAGCUACGGCAUGAUGAUUCUUGAAAUGGUUGGAGGAAGAAAGAAGUGCACAGCUCAGGAGGAGGAACGUACGAGUGAGAUUCAUCUCCCCCACUGGGUCUGUAAGCAUCUCGAUUCGGAUGGAAACUUGAGGUCGUUUAGAGCCAUGACCGAGGUGGAAGAAGAGAUGGCGAGAAGGAUGGUGUUAGUCGGGUUGUGGUGCAUACAAACGAGGCCUUCGGACCGACCCUCGAUGACGAAGGUGCUGGAUAUGUUAGAAGGAAGGAUCACAGAGUUGCAGGCACCACCAAUGCCAGUUCUUCUCCCCCAGCAUCAACGAUGCAUUCCAUCGCAGCAGCUCAGUCGCAAAAGAUGGUCUCAGUGGUGA